Staurois parvus is the source of this 368-nucleotide messenger RNA. The record is from the annotation of a GenBank genome assembly. Lineage: Eukaryota; Metazoa; Chordata; Amphibia; Anura; Ranidae.
GAUCGGCGGUGCGCUGUGUCCCUCGGACACAGCCGAUCACGGAAAGAGCCAAAGAUGUCGGCUCGGUCAUGUGAUCAGCUGUGUCCAAUCACAGCUGAUCACAUGGCACUGAUGAUCAGUGUGCCCUGAUGAUCAGUGUAGCCCCAGAAGUGCCACCUGUCAGUGUCCAUCAGUGCCUUAUAUCAGUGCUCAUCAGUGCCUUGUGUCAGUGCCCAUCAGUGCCACAUAUUGCCUACCAGUGCACAUCAGUGCCACAUAGUGCCCAUCUGAGCUGCCUUUCAGGAUCACCCAUCAGUGCCAGUCAGUGUCACCUGUCAAUGCCAAUCAGUGCUGCCAAUCAGUGCCGCCUGUUAGUGCCAGUCAGUGCC